Messenger RNA from Mycena indigotica, 483 nucleotides. RefSeq lists its product as uncharacterized. The record is from RefSeq and is a predicted model, not a curated record. Bases 1 to 483 code for a protein of 160 amino acids. Lineage: Eukaryota; Fungi; Basidiomycota; Agaricomycetes; Agaricales; Mycenaceae. The transcript is spliced from 2 exons.
AUGUCGAACCCAACCAUCCCUAGUUCCGAGGCCGAGCUCAAACAUCUCGAGAAGAGCCUUCGAAAAGAGUCCAAAGACGAGGCGAAACAGGUGAAGCACAUCCUCCACGACGUUUCACACGCGGAGAAGACCGCAUCCAAAGCGGAGAAGGUCGAUCCAGUUGCUCGUGCCUCCCCGCUGUUAGCUGAUCCCAACGACCAGGCAUUUAACAAGGCUGAGAAACAAAACGAGAAACUCGGUCGUAACGAAGCCAGCGCGGCGGAUGCCCUAAAUAAAGCGACACACGAACAUAAUCGCGCGGUCAACGAACUGGAGACGUCGGAGCGAGAUGUGAAGCUCAAACAACAACAAGACGUGAAGCUACAUGCGGAGUUGGAGAAGAAGAAGACGCAUGCGGAGCAGCUAAUGGAAGGUCAAAGGAUUCAUGAAGCAGCAAGGGAGGCUAAGUUGAACGAGAUCAAGGAGGCGAGGGGGGCUGUAUAG